Messenger RNA from Williopsis jadinii, 1038 nucleotides. RefSeq lists its product as uncharacterized. NCBI's taxonomy places the organism in Eukaryota, Fungi, Ascomycota, Saccharomycetes, Phaffomycetales, Wickerhamomycetaceae. The record is from RefSeq and is a predicted model, not a curated record. The coding region runs from base 1 to 1038 and encodes 345 amino acids. The transcript has a single exon.
AUGACUGUCAGGUUGUUCAGGAGGUGCUAUACUAAAAAAGUUGAAGAUGCCUUUACCCGUCGGCUAGCAGAGCUGGAAUCCGACAUCGUCAAGAAGGACGAUGCUUUACUUGGUGAGGAGUUUCAAUCUUUGAUAGACAAGGAUCCACAGCUUUCGAAGAUACAUAGCGAGUUGGACCGAAAGGAGUACGAGCACAAGUACCAGCAUGCUAUACAUAGUGCUAAGAUCCCCUCCUAUGCCUCGAAACAUACUAAGGAUAUUGCGUUCUCCCAACCAUGGACUGGUGAAGAGAAAUCUCAUGAUACAACUCUCAGAAUGGUUAUCGAUAAGUACAAGCCGACCAAGUCCCAAGUUGAGGCUCGGAGGCUUGGUAAAGCAAAGGAGAGUGUACUCGACUUCCGUAUCAAUAAGGUGUCGGAUGAAGACUCCACAUUCAGAGCAAUAUAUCAUGAAAAGUUCACCCCCAUUGGGUCGUUUGACAAGAUCAAGACAUUGGCUGAUGCCAGGAUUGAAGAGGCAAUGAGACAAGGACAAUUCCAAAAUAUCCCUCGAGGAAAGAAGCUGGAUGUUGAGGUGAAGCCCUACAUCGACAGAACCGAGCAUCAUUUGAACAAUAUGCUAGUUAAGCAAAACAUUGUCCCACCGUGGAUUGAAAAGCAAGGUGGUGUCAACGGAGAGAUCUCAUCCUUCAGGAAGGAGGUUCAGGACAAAUGGGAAUCACAUAUACGGCACUUCUAUAACGAGGACCACAAUGCAAUGUUCAUGGAGUUCAAAAGACGAUGGAGAGGUAUCUUAGAGGCCAAAAUGGUCAAUGUAAAUAGCUCCAUACGGACUUAUAACUUACAGGCACCGUUAUCCACGCAAAAGUUUUACCUGUUGAUGGAUAAAGAGCUUGAGAGAUGCUUUGCCAAUGUUGAUGCUGAUGAUGUUAAUAAACAGCAUAAACUGCAAGCUGAAAGAUCACAGAGAGAAAAAGAGCAAGAGCAAAGCUCAAAAUCAAAUUCGUUCUCUUUGAAGUUUUGGAAGUGGAACGACUAA